Molecule: messenger RNA, 491 nt
Organism: Bradysia coprophila
Lineage: Eukaryota; Metazoa; Arthropoda; Insecta; Diptera; Sciaridae
Source: RefSeq, a predicted model, not a curated record
UUGUUCGUAUUCAGUUCAGUUCCAGUCAGUCAAACGCCAUUAAGAAAACAGAGGCACUUUUUACUAGAAUGAGUUACUAUCCGAAACAAAUUUGGUUCUACAUACAGAACAUAUCCACUGGUUUGGUUCUGGACAUAAAGCACAAUGGUGACGGAGAGGUGAUAACAUAUCCGUGCCAUGGUGGAGACAAUCAAUUAUUCAGAUACGACCCGGCAACUCAAAUGAUCCAUAGUAAAAUGAAUGGGCUUGUCUUAGAUAUAAAUCCGAAGGACAACCGUGUUAUCAUGUAUCAUCCACAUGGAGGAUUGAAUCAAAAGUGGAUUUUCGACAGCGACAAUACGAUUAGAAGUCACACCGGUAAAGUGAUGGACGUAGCGAAAAAGGAAAGACUUUUUGGAAAGUCGACUGGUGAAAUGAUCGCCUAUCCCAAGCAUGGCGGUCCGAAUCAGCAAUUUAGACGAGUUUAUGUUUAGCAAUGAUUGGCCGAAGUU